Molecule: messenger RNA, 1589 nt
Organism: Candidula unifasciata
Lineage: Eukaryota; Metazoa; Mollusca; Gastropoda; Stylommatophora; Geomitridae
Source: the annotation of a GenBank genome assembly
AUGAAGUUUAAAGUCAUCAUAUUGGUUUUGUCUUCUGUGUUCGGUGGAAUAACUGCCACUAAAUAUUCUGGAAGUGAAAGCAAAAAUGAUUACAUACAAAACUUGCAAGAUUUUGGGACGACAAGUCAUAUAUUUAGAAACUCAGAACACGGUCAUGCAUUUAGAGAACUAAAAGCUGUUUUAUCACGCGAACCAUUUCUUGGAAUAAAUAAAGUUGUAGGAGCAUCUUCUUUGAGAAGUUUACGCGGUUAUGAUCAAAAUAUCCGUGGUAAUGUUCAUCUCAGAGAAAAGCGAGCAGUUGCAGAGAGCAAUGAAACAACAGAUGGGACAACAUUCAGCUCAUCAUCUGCACCUUUAGCCAGCUCUCUUGAAGUCAUACAAGCCGAAGACAACACGACCACUGUCUCGAGCAGCACACCGUCUGUAGCCACGAGUGUCCAGCCACCGUUGACAACAACCGGAGGUCAACCUUCGCGAUGUGAAACUCAAACAACACAGAUAUUCACUGGUCUGACUAGCGGAGAACAAUGGGCUCUACAGUUUAUCGAUUCCUGGGGAAAGCCUGGACCCGGACUACUCAACUUUCAGCUGAAGUUUGUCGGCAGUUACCAGGAGUGUCGCAGUUCCCGCUCACCUGCCAGCAACAACACUGUAACUGACGAAUUCACAGGAAACUACUGUGUGGUGACGUUAGCGAUAACCAGCCAAAGUGCUGGUACCUCGCUACUAUCGCUGUUAAGUGGCGCAGGCCCAGAGAUUGGAGCAUGUCUGCCCAACAGCUGUUCCAAUGAAGAUGUUAGAAGUCUUAUUGGUCGAGGUCUUGCGGCCGCAAACCUGUCCAGCACUUUGGUUGUCACGGGUGUGGAUUGUCGGGACAACUACAGAGAGUACACUGCAGCCUCUAUCACUGCCAUAGUUUUGCUGUCAAUCAUCGCCAUUUUUAUGGUUCUGGGAACCGCUCUUGACCUCCUAUUGGUCCAGUAUCCCAAGUGGGCGGCAGCCAGAGAAAAGAAGCUACAUUCAUACAAACAGGCAAACGGCUACCACGCAAUAGAUGAUGACGAGGUCGACGUGAGGUCAGAUCUCAUUAGGAAAGACGACAAUGCUGUACUGCCUAACGGUGCUGGACCCUAUACCCAAGAGAAGCCAGGAGUCAGUCUUCCUCUGUAUUCCGAAAGUAGGCCACUGCUGGGGGAGAAGAAACGGACCUUCACACAGACUCUGCGCUCUGGCAAGCUAGGAAAAUGCCUGAUGGCCUUCUCCGUCUACACAAACGGAAGUAAACUGUUGGAUACAACACAACAGUCAGAGUCGCUUGGCGCCAUUUUUGGCAUCAGAUUCCUCAGCAUGAGCUGGGUAAUCCUUGGACACAUGUAUACGUUUAGUUUAUCAUAUGUGGGAAAUAUUGCAACCGCCAUGACAUCAAUUCUAGGACGCUGGACAUUCGAUGGCAUCUCAAACGCUCUUGUCUCAGUGGACACAUUUUUCACUAUCAGCGGGCUGCUCAUUGCUUACCUCACUACCAAGGAGAUCCUGAAGAAAGGAUGGAAAAUCAACUGGGCCAUGUAUUACUUUCACAGAUUUUGGAG